Molecule: messenger RNA, 2714 nt
Organism: Venturia canescens
Lineage: Eukaryota; Metazoa; Arthropoda; Insecta; Hymenoptera; Ichneumonidae
Gene: zyd
Product: zydeco
Exons: 8
Coding region: 101-1531 (476 amino acids)
Biological process (GO): intracellular calcium ion homeostasis; calcium ion transmembrane transport
Cellular component (GO): plasma membrane
Molecular function (GO): calcium channel activity; calcium, potassium:sodium antiporter activity
Source: RefSeq, a predicted model, not a curated record
GAGGGGCAUAGUCAGAGGCACUGGAUCACGAUUCAACAAACGAUGUCGGACUUCGGAGUAGUUGUUAAUGUAGUAUGUGUGUGACAACGGCAUUGACAACAUGGAUACGUCUGACCUAGGAGGAGGUAUCAAUUGCACACCGCCAGCGAUCGAGGACUUUCCACACGAUCUCUUUGACGAGAAGCAACGACAGGCUGGGGCCGUUGUCGUUCACGUUAUCGUUUCCCUCUACCUCUUUAUCGCGCUGGCGGUAGUAUGCGAUAAAUUCUUCGUACCUGCGGUCGAAAAAAUAUGUCACGCGCUAUCGAUGUCAAAAGACGUUGCCGGUGCGACGUUUAUGGCAGCUGCAACAUCAGCUCCCGAACUAUUCGUAAAUGCGAUCGGGACGUUCAUCACCGAAGGUGAUAUCGGCGUGGGCACGAUCGUCGGAUCGGCGGUCUUUAACAUUCUAGCUGUUCCAGCCUGCUGUGGUAUCGGGGCCGGGAUGGUCGUGCCGUUGGAUUGGUGGCCGGUCAGCCGAGACUGCCUCGCUUAUGGGGUCACAGUAGCCAUCUUAAUUUGCAUUAUACACGACGAACGAGUCGAGUGGUACGAGGCAUUGUCACUUGUACUAUUAUACAUCGUAUAUAUCGCUGUGAUGUACUGGGACAAGUCGUUUCAGCGUUGUACGAGAUUUCGCACAAAAACGCGGGAAAAUUCAUCGGAGGAUUGCCAUCUCGGUACUGCCCCAGGAGAAGCGAGCGAGAUUCACUUAUCGAGAUCCGAUAAAUUGCAAUCACCUGGCAGUGAGAGAGUCGAACAAAUCGCUACGAUCGACGUGCCACUGCAAAAUGGUGGAGCUAAGACUCAGGAGGAAAAUCACGAACCUGAGUACGAGUACGAACUUUUGGUAUGGCCAGCGCGAGGAGGCUGGAUAAGAAAAACAGCGUGGAUUCUCACGUGGCCAAUUCAUCUAGUCUUCAUGUGUACGAUACCGGACUGCGAGAAGCCCCGAUUCAAAAAUUGGUUUCCUGUCACUUUCUUAAUGUGCAUCAUUUGGAUUGGAAGCUUGAGCUACGUCGUUGCUUGGAUGAUCACCAUUAUCGGUGACACCUUGAAGAUUCCGGACUCGGUAAUGGGCAUAACAUUUUUGGCAGCUGGAACGAGCGUGCCCGAGGCUGUCUCGAGUGUCAUCGUGGCAAAACAAGGACACGGUUCGAUGGGAAUCAGCAAUUCGAUCGGUUCGAACACGUUCGACAUUCUGCUCUGCCUGGGAUUGCCGUGGCUAAUAAAAUCAUCAUUUUCACCGACUCAGCCUGGGCGUCACUACAUAAGCAUAAAUUCGGGUGGUUUGGAGUACAGCGCGAUAUCAUUGUUGUCGACCCUGAUGCUAUUGUACAUCGCAUUUGCCUCGAACAAAUUUCAAUUGGACAGAAAAGUUGGACGAGCAUGUCUCUGUAUGUACGCAGUGUUUUUAAUACUAGCUUCGUUGAUCGAGCUCAACGUAUUCUUCAGGGUGAAUUUGCCGACUUGCCAGAGGACGGUCAAGUGAGCGAGUUCAAAGGGGAGGCUACGAUUCGACCCUCCGGCCCUCCCGUUAGGCAUUUUGUCUCUGUCGAGUUCCCAACGAGCCAAACAUACAAAAAAACCGGAUUACAUUUUUCAUAGCUGUUAAACAAAAAAGCAAACACGUGAAGCGAAACAAAACUCAUGCGACACACGCACGCAUACACACUUCGAUGAAUACGCAGGAAAAAAUAUGUCGCGGAUUAUCACAUGCUUCGUGACUGGCAGAAAAAAAAUGAAAAAAAAAAAACAAAAAAAAACGAAAAAAAAACACGACAAAAAACAAAAAAUUCAUUAACUAAUGGGGGAACGAAACGAGAUUAUUAUUGUACGUUUGAUUACGUGUGUCUCGUGUGUACAGUUGUAAUUUUUACAGAAUUGCAUCUCUUCUUAGUUUCUCUCUCUCUCUCUCUCUCUCUCUGUCUCUCUCUGUCACUCCGUCUCUCUACAUACAUAGAUUUAUUUUCUACGAGCUCUCUAUUUUGUUUUUUUUUUUAUGAUUCCUUUUUUCCUCAAACUUCGCGAUAUUAAAGUAAUUAAAGAUUUUAUACGUCCUCGUUGCUCUCUGUCGUAUUCUUCCCUCACUUUUUCCCAUUGAUCUGUAUUAUUAUUGUUACAAUCGUUGGAUGAUUUAUACAUCAGACAAUAUAUUAAAUAUAAUGUUUUAUUUUCAUAAUGCACCAUUGAAGGAUCGAAAAAUCGUGACUGUAUUCCGUCUGCCAAAGAAGAACACUGAAAAAAUAUAGAAAAAGAAAAUCGAAUUGGUUGUUACCGAUGUGACACGUGGUCCGCCACAUGCGUCAGACUUUAUCUCAUUUAUAUCAAUAUACGUAUAUGAAUAGUAUGUAUUUUUAGACACUCUGGUUAUCGCGGCUGUUCGAUUGUACAAAAACACAACGAACCAAUCUCUUUUUCGCGCGCGCUCUCUCUCUCUCUCUCUCACUCUCUCUCUUUCUCGAUUAACGAAAACGAAUCUAAGACAAUCGAAAUGAUCGAUGCGAUGGAGCUUAUUGUUCCUUUUUUGACAAGCAAAAUUAGUAUUUUCAACGAGGAAAUGAGAGAGGGAGGGAGAAAGAGACGAAUACGAUUGACAUAUUAAAAUGCGAUAUUCCCAGUUUGUUUACAACUUGAGGGGUAACGAAUUGAUGUAAUAAAUUAUUAUAAAAGAA